Molecule: messenger RNA, 2811 nt
Organism: Cordyceps militaris CM01
Lineage: Eukaryota; Fungi; Ascomycota; Sordariomycetes; Hypocreales; Cordycipitaceae
Product: nitrogen assimilation transcription factor nirA
Exons: 4
Coding region: 1-2811 (936 amino acids)
Biological process (GO): regulation of DNA-templated transcription; DNA-templated transcription
Molecular function (GO): zinc ion binding; DNA-binding transcription factor activity, RNA polymerase II-specific; DNA binding
Source: RefSeq, a predicted model, not a curated record
AUGGAAACCGCCGUCGUCCCCCACUUUGGCGAGCCCAUGCUCUGGCCGUCGGCGCAUCUUUGCGAAGCUACCAACAGUCACCACAUCCAAACUCUGCUGCGUUUGCCCUCCGUUCCUUAUCCCGACUACUCCGAUCGCUUGCAUGCUGCGAUCAUGCAGGCGACCCCAGAACCCUCCUACGCCCAACAGCGCGACACUUCCACUGCAGGCGACCCCGGCCCUGCCUUGAAAAAGAAGAAACCAUCACGCCGCGCCACAGACUCAUCCAAUCAGAAGCGAAAAUGCAUCAGCACCGCUUGCGUAGCCUGCCGGAGGCGCAAGUCCAAAUGCGACGGCGCUGUUCCUAGCUGUGCUGCGUGCGCCAGCGUCUACGGCACCGAAUGUAUCUACGACCCCAACUCCGACCAUCGGCGAAAAGGCGUUUAUCGCGAAAAGACGGACGGCAUGAAGGCCGACGACGUCACCCUCAAGAUCCUCAUCGAGGCAAUCCUGAAUGCAAGCGAAGACGACAUCGACGACGUGGUACGCAGGAUACGCCACUGCGAUAGUCUGGACAAUCUAGCCCAGCAGAUACUCCAAGACGGUCCAAGUCUCGGCGGAUCGAGUGCUGAACACAGCAGCGACGAACAAUGGGUCGCCCAGGUUGACGGAGAGCGAGAUCUCGCUGGCAAAAUGGGCGAGCUGCGCAUAGAGAACGGCGCUAUACGCUUCAUCGGCGGCACAUCGCAUCUCAUCUACCUCGGCGGUACCUCCCCUGGCCAUGAUUCUGAACCCAACGCAGAGAGCUACCUCCCCUCCAUGAACCCCAUCACCAGUUGGACCGACGUCACCGGCCAUGUCAGCUUAAUCACACACCUUCUCAACAUGUACUUUACAUACCAUUACCCUUACUUUACUACUCUCUCCCGGAAGCUCUUCUGGCGCGACUUCUCAAAAGGUCGAGGCGCCGUCGGCCAAAGCUCAUCACACUGCUCUUCGUUGCUUGUCAAUGCAAUGCUGGCGUUGGGCUGUCACUUUUCUGACCUCGCAGGAGCCUGCAGUACCCUUGGUGACACGAGAACAAAGGGCGAUCACUUUUUUGCGGAAGCGAAACGCCUCAUUAUGGAAGAGGAUGAGUUUGAGCGACCCCGGCUCGUCACCGUUCAAGCACUGGCUCUCAUGUCUGUGCGUGAGGCAGGCUGUGCGCGUGAAGCCACAGGUUGGGUCUACAGCGGCAUGAGCUUCCGAAUGGCGCAGGAUAUUGGGCUCAACCUCGACAUCAGUUAUAGUGACAGAAAUUUCAUGACUGACGAAGAGAUUGAUGCUCGCCGAAUCACAUUCUGGGGGUGCUUCAACGUUGACAAGUGCUGGUCAAACUACCUCGGCCGCCUACCCCAACUACCCAAAUCCACAUUCACUGUGGCCAAAUUUGACGUCUUUCCAGAUGAAGAUGCCUCGCCAUGGAUACCACUCACGGACAAGGGAUUCGACGAGUCGUCUAAACAGCCCUCGAGGACGCGUGCUGUUGCAUUGCAACUUUCAAGCCUCUGCGAAAUUAGCAGUGAUCUUUUGCUGUUCUUUUAUCACCCCAACCACAUUCACCGGUCGACAGGUAAGACAGCAGAGUUGAAGAAACUCAGUGAGCUUCAUAAACGGCUGGAAGAGUGGCGCAAGAACUUGCCGAAAGAGUUUGAGCCUGGGGAUGGACAGCUUCCCAACGUGAUCCUCAUGCAACCAUUUCUCAAGUACUCGCCCAGUUCUUCGCCCCUUCCGUCACACAUAUCCCCUAGACGAAUCUGUACUUCCAACGCGGGUGCAAUCUCCAAGUUGAUGCGACUCUACAAGAAGAAUUGGAAUCUGCGGCAAAUAUGUAAUAUUGCCGUGUACAUGACACAUAGUGCCUGCACGAUACACUUGCUCAACCUCCCCGAGAAGACGGCGAAACGGGACUUGACGCAUGGUGUCAAACACCUGGAAGAAAUUUCCGAGGACUGGCUAUGUGCCCGACGCACUCUGAGGAUCCUGAGCGUGCUGGCGAGGAAAUGGAACUGUGCUCUACCGGAGGAGGCAGCGCAGAUCCUGCAGCGAACCGACGAGCUGUACGGCCACUAUAGCACCUCUGAAGUCCCGUCGCCCAAAUCGAGCGCCGGACUGUCGCCACAGGCCCCCAUAGAUGAGACUGCUGCUGUACAAUCACACAUGCAACCGUCACACGUCAACCAGCACCCGAGCCCCGGUAGGGUGCAGUUUGCUCAGUCUGCCAUGAGCCAGGCCGCUGGGCCGCAAGCUUCCAUCAGUGCGAGACUCGGCAUGAACAAUGGGCCCAUAACGCCCCAACAACGACAUGGCCAACCCCAACGAGACGUGGGAGUCGAGACACAGCAUAUUCCCUACGCGCCAGGAACGAUGGACAGCUGGGGCCAACCAAUCAUGGCUUCGUCUCCCGCGGCGGGCGUGUACCCGACCAGCUCGUCGGCUGCCGGCCUGGGCUCGAAUGCGGAAGCGAUUCGGGAAUUCGCGGGGUCCCGCAUCGCAGGCAGUGGAGGGCUCACCGGGCAGGGUGCUGGUCUGGACAAUAACCAGUGGAUCCUGAGCGACAGCGCCAAGUGGCAGCACAACUUUAAUGGAUGGGAGCUGGGACAGCCGCUGCCCGGGGCCAUGCAGUUUGCGUUCCCGUCGCAAGGCCCCCUGCCACUGGGCACAAACCAUGCGGCUGCCGCUGCGGCGGCGGCGGCGGCUGCCAGCAUGCAAACCAUGGGUCAUCCGCCGUCCAAUCUGGAGACGUUUGAUGCGUCCAUGCACGAUACAAGAUGGCUACCGAACCUCGAAUAA